Linnemannia hyalina is the source of this 1170-nucleotide messenger RNA. Lineage: Eukaryota; Fungi; Mortierellomycota; Mortierellomycetes; Mortierellales; Mortierellaceae. The record is from the annotation of a GenBank genome assembly.
AUGAAGUACACCACUCUCCUCAUUGUUGCCCUCGUCGCCGCCGUCCAGGCCGCUCCCUUGGUCACCCCUCCCACCAACCAGCGCGUCAUCGCCGAUUCGUACAUUGUCGUCCUCAAGGACAACGCUGCCGCCCCCGGUUUCAAGACCAAGUUCGACGGCAUUGCCAAGAAGUACAACGGUCGCGGACGUGCCCCCGAGAUCCAGCGCGAGUACACCGCCAUCCCCGGUUUCCACGCCACCUUUGAUGCUGCCACCCUCAAGGCCAUCCAGGCCAACCCCGAUGUUGCCUACGUCGAGCAAGAUUCCGUCGUCACCAUCCAGGCCUCCCAGUCCCCCGUCCCCUCCUGGGGAUUGACCCGUGUCUCCCAGAACGUCUUGAACCUCUCCUCCCCUUACUACUACAACGACCUCGCCGGUUCCGGAGUCACUGCCUACGUUGUUGACACCGGUGUCUACACCGCCCAUUCUGAGUUCGGAGGCCGCGCCACCUUCGGUGCCAACUUCAUCUCAGGCUCGGCCAACACUGACGAGAACGGUCACGGUACCCACGUGUCCGGAACCAUCGGAGGCACCAAGUACGGAGUUGCCAAGAAGGUCAAGAUCGUCGGUGUUAAGGUCUUAGACGCUUCCGGCUCUGGCUCCACCUCCGGUGUCGUCGCCGGUAUGGACUGGGUUGCCGCCCGCGCAGUUGCUGGCAAGUCCGUCGUCAACAUGUCUCUCGGAGGUGGCAAGUCCCAGGCUAUCGAUGAUGCCGCUGGUCGUCUCUUCGCCAAGAACAUCCCCUUGAUCGUCGCUGCCGGUAACGAUGGCAGCAACGCCUGCUCUGGCUCCCCCGCUGGUGCCGCCAACACCUACACUGUCGGAGCCACCGACAAGACCGACUACCCCGCCUCGUUCACCUCCUACGGAACCUGUGUCGAGAUCUUCGGACCCGGUGUCGGAAUCACCUCGUCCUGGAUCGGUGGCACCUCUGCCACCAACACCAUCUCCGGAACUUCGAUGGCUACUCCCCACGUCGUUGGUGUUGCUGCCCUUUACAUCGCCAAGGGUGGUUUGACCACCGCCCAGUCUGUCUUUGACAAGCUUACCACCACCUCGACCAAGAACGUCGUCAAGGGAUCCCUCGGUGGCACUGCCAACCGUCUCGUCUACAACGGUGGCGCCGUCUAA